Paramacrobiotus metropolitanus is the source of this 502-nucleotide messenger RNA. RefSeq names its product acidic leucine-rich nuclear phosphoprotein 32 family member A-like. The coding region runs from base 17 to 502 and encodes 161 amino acids. Gene Ontology annotation, molecular function: histone binding. Gene Ontology annotation, cellular component: nucleus. NCBI's taxonomy places the organism in Eukaryota, Metazoa, Tardigrada, Eutardigrada, Parachela, Macrobiotidae. The record is from RefSeq and is a predicted model, not a curated record. The transcript is spliced from 2 exons.
UGCCAAGUUCCAAGGAAUGGAAAAGCUCAGCCUCAUCGAUUGUAACCUUUGGUCCUUAGAGGGGAUGCCACGCCUGCCUAAUCUUCGUGUACUCAUGUUGGGCGACAACCACCUAGAGGACCUGAGCCUCAUACCCGCGUGCUUCCCCAACUUGGAGAAGUUAUCCAUCGUUGGGAACAAGCUCGGGCAUCGCGAUGAACUGGAACCGUUGACGCGUCUUCCAAAGCUGCGCGCACUCGAUGUCGAAGGCAACGAGCUGUGCGAAAUCCGCGGUCACGAUCGCUGGAUGGUGGAUACCUUCCCUCGGGUCAAACGGUUCAUCAUCACGGCUUAUGAUGUCGACAGCGAUGAAGAAGAUAACGACGACAUUUCCUGGUUUCUCAGCGACGAAGCUAUGGAUGCGGAUAACGAGAAUGAAGAGGAUACCGAUACCGAAGAUGAUGAAGGUUUUGUCUUUGAUGGACCAGGAAAAUCGGUACCAGAGGUCAUCACGAUUGAUUAG